CAGAUGGCGUGUAUGUUUGUUGGUAAACUCGUGAUCCGAAGUAGGUUGAACGAGUAAACACUGUGUCAUUCUCUUGUGCAGCAAGAUGAAGUUAUACAUCUUGUUGUCGUUUCUGCCUCUGAUAUAUGGUCAUGGAUCGUAUGAUGAUCUUAAGCUAACGGGAGGCUGGAAAACCUCGGACAUCAACAAUGAUGACGUCCAAAUUAUGGCCAAAUUUGCACUUGCCACAGUAAAUGCAAAGGAAAAUUCUCAGAGACAAAUGGUUACGAUUGAAUCAGCAUCGACACAGGUUGUGUCAGGCGUCAACUAUAAGAUGGUUCUUCGUGUUACAAACGGAGUGACAGAUGAGCUGUGUACAGUGGUGGUAUACGACCAAUCCUGGACCAGCACCAGGAACCUGACUCAAUACUCCUGCAAGACACAGACCAUCCUGGGCGGCGUGAAGCCAGCCAGUCUGGACAAAGAUGCCCAAUCUGCAGUCAUGUUUGCAGUAGACUACCACAACUCCAGGGCCAACAGCCUCUACAGGGCUGGGGCACAAACUGUGGAGCAUGUGACCAAACAGGUUGUCUCUGGAGUCUUGUACACAUUCACUGUGAACAUGGUGGACACCAAGUGCUUGAACAGUGACACCAACAAGGGCAAGGGACUGGAGGAUUGUGCUGUGGCCGACAAUCCUUUGAAAACUGAGUGCAGCUACAAGGUGUGGUACCAGGCCUGGAAGAAACCACAGUACAAACUGGAGUCAGAGGAAUGCGGAGAACAGAAAGACCCAGCACCUACGCCAGUUCCACCUCCUGUUUCCAACCAACUUCCAAAGAUUGAUGAACUCAUGAAACCUAUGUUGGCCGGUGUCAAGCUGAGCAACUCACUGCCACAACUCAAGGAUGACCUUUCCAGUAAGCUGAAGGACCUCCUUAGUAAGCACAAGACUCCAAGGCUAGAGGAACUUUUUGGACCUGACAAGACACUCCCAUUAUUUGGUCUCCCCAACCAGGACAAAGCACAAGUGUUGACCAAUAAGAUUUUAUUGAAACGUCAGAAGAAAGAUUAUGUACCUGAUGACCUUCAUCCUCUGCUGGAGCAUAUUGGGACUGGAUUACUGGGAGCGUUUAAACAUGCAGUUGGAGGAGACGACCACGACUUUCAGAAACAUGGGGAGACAAAGCCUCUGAUUGGAGGAGAUGACCAUGACUUUCAGAAACAUGGGGAGACGAAGCCUCUGAUUGGAGGAGAUGACCAUGACUUUCAGAAACAUGGGGAGACGAAGCCUCUGAUUGGAGGAGAUGACCACGACUUUCAGAAACAUGGGGAGACGAAGCCUCUGAUUGGAGGAGAUGACCAUGACUUUCAGAAACAUGGGGAGACGAAGCCUCUGAUUGGAGGAGACGACCAUGACUUUCAGAAACAUGGGGAGACAAAGCCUCUGAUUGGAGGAGAUGACCAUGACUUUCAGAAACAUGGGGAGACGAAGCCUCUGAUUGGAGGAGAUGACCAUGACUUUCAGAAACAUGGGAAGACAAAGCCUCUGAUUGGAGGAGAUGACCAUGACUUUCAGAAACAUGGGGAGACGAAGCCUCUGAUUGGAGGAGAUGACCAUGACUUUCAGAAACAUGGGAAGACAAAGCCUCUGAUUGGAGGAGAUGACCAUGACUUUCAGAAACAUGGGGAGACGAAUCUGAUUGGAGGAGAUGACCAUGACUUUCAGAAACAUGGGAGACGAAGCCUGAUUGGAGGAGAUGACCAUGACUUUCAGAAACAUGGGGAGACGAAGCCUCUGAUUGGAGGAGACGACCACGACUUUCAGAAACAUGGGGAGACGAAGCCUCUGAUUGGAGGAGACGACCACGACUUUCAGAAACAUGGACGUGGCAACCUGGGAGGAGAUGGUCAUGACCUCUGUCAUGGAGGACACUUCAAGGACUUCAUGAUCAAACAUGGAAAGGUCUACAAUACUGAAGACGAGGAGGCCAAGAGAUUUGCCAUCUUCUGUGACAACAUGAAAAUUGCUCGUAAGCUGAAUGAGACUGAAUUAGGAACAGCAGUAUAUGGUGCUACCAAAUUUGCAGACCUUACACAGGAGGAAUUCAAACAGAAGUACCUAAGCAAGACAACAUGGAACAAGAUGACCAACCAUGGAGCGUCUAUUAUGAACAAAGCCAAAAUCCCCAGUGGUACUGCCCCCAAGGCCUUUGACUGGAGAGAUAAAGGUGCUGUUACACCUGUAAAGAACCAGGGACAGUGUGGGUCCUGCUGGGCUUUCUCCACCACUGGCAACAUCGAGGGACAAUGGAAGAUCAAGAAAGGACAGCUCAUAUCCCUCUCAGAACAAGAGCUGGUUGACUGUGACAAGCUGGACGAGGGAUGUAAUGGUGGACUACCUUCUAAUGCCUACAUGUCUAUCAUGAAACUGGGUGGCCUGGAGACAGAGAGUGAAUACAAGUAUGAAGCUGAAGAUGAGAAAUGUGCCUUCAACCGAUCUGAAGUUGAAGUCAAGAUCAAUGGUGCUGUCAACAUCUCCAGCAAUGAAGAUGACAUGGCUUCAUGGCUGGCUCAAAAUGGACCCAUCUCCAUCGGAAUCAAUGCAAAUGCUAUGCAGUUCUACUUCGGAGGAAUCUCUCAUCCCUGGGAAAUCUUCUGCAACCCCACGUCCCUCGACCAUGGUGUCCUCAUUGUGGGAUAUGGUGUUGAGGGGAGUGAACCAUACUGGAUCGUGAAGAACAGCUGGGGCCCAGACUGGGGAGAGAAGGGGUACUACCUUGUGUACCGAGGCGGUGGCGUGUGCGGACUCAACACAAUGUGCACAUCUGCUGUAGUCAACUAAAGAUGCCUCACCUCUAGCUGCAGAUCUGCGAUAUUUGCACCACAACACACAGAAUAAAAUGGAAAACAUGUUGGAAAUACUGUAAUUUGGAAAAUAUGAUUCUCACUGAAAAGGGCACAUAUAUAGAUCUGAAUGUUAAAAGCAGAUCUGAAUUUCAAAAAGCAAUUACCUUGCAAUAUUCUGUUUGUUGAGGUGUGAAACUUGUAUAUAUUGUAUUGUAACAUUUUGUAGCAUACAUGAGCCUCACAUGGGGAUGUGAUAUGUUUGGAGGUAAAUCAUACUUUUUGCAUCCUUUAGAAACAGAUAUACUGGUAAAUGAACAAUGCUGAAUCUCUCUAAAUUAAGGCACCUUUCAUUAUGAUUGACAAUUUAGCUUACAUUGUGUGCAAUGACCAUGGUUUCCAAAAACUUUAUAUGCCUGAUAUUAAUAUUUCAUUUUACACAGACGAUUGAAUAAUAUUUGAGGAGGAAUAUUAUCUUUACAGCAAAAUGCACGAUUAUAUAUAUUGCUCAUAUAUACAGUGAGAUUGUACAUGUUUCAAUAUUUUGUAAAUUUGCACUGGUUUAUAUUUUAAUCCCAACUUUUCGUUUGAAGUAACAUUUUGGUCACUACUUGGUACUUAAGAAAAUUUAUAUUUUCCUUAUCCUGACUCAUGCUUAAUUGCUUGUCUUCUUCUUCUUGCGAACUAUAGUGGAACACUUGAAUCCCCUUUUAAUCAGAAAAUUUAUGUUUUCACUGCAUCCUUUUUUCUUUGCACAUUUUUCAGGAAGUUCCUUGACUAACAUCAUAUUUAAUCAAGAAUCUUUAACAUACCUUUGAUUAAAGAGAUCAAAUACUCAUUUGUAUGUAUUGCAGUUCUUCGUACUCCAGUUUGUGUAAAUCUCAUGAGACCAAACAUCCACUCUGAAAUGUAUUUUGGUAUUUAUAACCAGAACAGUUAUUUUGAUAUGUACUUUUAGUUUUGCUUAUGGACCUGCACUGUUGUGAAGUGUUAGAUAUUUACCACUGAUAAUGUUGCUGUGACAACAGUUGUUUUAACCAUUGAAAACAUGUUUAUUUACAUUACUUCCAAACACCACAGCUUUUAAUAUUGAUUAAAGUCUUUUGUUUUUGUCA
Molecule: messenger RNA, 3941 nt
Organism: Haliotis rubra (blacklip abalone)
Lineage: Eukaryota; Metazoa; Mollusca; Gastropoda; Lepetellida; Haliotidae
Cellular component (GO): lysosome
Molecular function (GO): cysteine-type endopeptidase activity; cysteine-type endopeptidase inhibitor activity
Source: RefSeq, a predicted model, not a curated record